UACUGGCUGAAUAUCCUCUUGAAAUGUCUUUCAUACUCAACACAUCUGGGCAGAAAGAUGUUGUAUAAUCCCAUCUCGAAGAGCACCCUGGCCGAUAUGCCCAGUAAUACCGGACGCCGAAGGUAUCAAUAGCUUCUCUUCUGUCAUGACUUAAAUUCUUCUGAAACGCCAUCGACUCUUAAUUUGCCCCCCAUCAUGUCCACCGGUGCCACAACCACCGUAUAUCUCAUCACUGGCGCCAACCGUGGCAUAGGCCUUGCCCUUGUAAACGCCCUCGCCGCCAAGCCGAACGUAGCAAUCUUCGCGGCGGUUCGCGAUCCUUCUGCCUUCAAACACAGCGCUCAGAACGUCUAUUCCGUCAAGUACACUUCAGGCGACCUCGAUGGAAUCGCUACUUACAUGGGCUCCGCCCUCGAUACUCCACCGAGCGCGCUGCGGGAGCACUUUGAAAUCAACACUACCGGCAUUCUCGUGCUCUUCCAGUCCCUCGCGAAUCUCCUGCGGAAGAGCGCCACACCCAAGUUCAUUCCAAUCUCAUCGGCGGCUGCCAGUCUAACCGCAUACAUCGAACUCCCCGCAGGGUACACCUGCUACGGCGCCAGCAAAGCCGCCCUCAACUAUAUCGCAAGGAAGAUCCAUUUCGAGAAUGAUUGGCUGGUAUGUUUCCCGCUGGCCCCUGGGAUCGUCAAAACAGAUAUGUCGCGGGCCAACCGCGAGAUGGAUAAGACUGGAUCCUUGGCACCCAUCCAAGAUAUGAUAGCGAUGGAACCAGGGGACGCGGCAUUGAGGCUGAUUGAUAUUGUGGACGGUUCGACGAGGGAGAAAGAUGGAGGGGAGUUCAUCAACGUCGACGGUAGUAGGAUCCCGUGGUAGGCGAUGCAUUAUUAUUGUAUACUCAGGUAAUAAAACGCCCGCUCGUACCGGUACACGAAAACCGUAUUAGUCAAGGAGAUGCAGGCUCGUCUGAAAUCAACAUAUUGAGGCGGAGUCAUUCUGAUAGAACACUGUUGGGGGCGCGCGCACUAAGCUAUCUCGAGUCCAGACGCUUUUGAAGCUUGUGCACGUCCUGGUAACUGGUAACUACUUACUAAUUAUCAGCGUUUAUCUCAACUCAAAUCCAUAGCUGAUUGAUUUGAAUCGACGGCGCCCA
Messenger RNA from Desarmillaria tabescens, 1150 nucleotides. RefSeq names its product NAD(P)-binding protein. Bases 196 to 873 code for a protein of 225 amino acids. Gene Ontology annotation, molecular function: alcohol dehydrogenase (NAD+) activity. Gene Ontology annotation, cellular component: cytoplasm. The transcript has 6 exons. NCBI's taxonomy places the organism in Eukaryota, Fungi, Basidiomycota, Agaricomycetes, Agaricales, Physalacriaceae. The record is from RefSeq and is a predicted model, not a curated record.